AUGGAAAAGCUCGACCACGCUCAGCCAGAGUCCGACUUGUCGUCCCUGCAGUGCUGCUGCGGCAGCGCAGACUGCGUCCACCUCAAGAAGAACUGCUCCAUUCUCGAAGCUGUUGAGAAGGAUGUGCAUACAGCUGCCCAGUUAGGCAAGGCCCUACUUGCCAGGCACGAAGCCUACAUGGCCGACGCAGAACGGGACCGGCAGCGACUCAACUCCCGCAUAGAUCGCCUGCAGCUGGACAAGCAGGAGCUGGAAGCUGACAAUGCCGCCAAGGUCGAGGAGAACAACGAGCUCAUCGAGCAGCUCGAGAUACUCAACACGACAAUCUUUGACUCCGACGCAAAGAUCAAAAGCUUGGAAGCGAGCCUCUUGUCGUCGCAGCAGGCCAUUCGCCGCCUCGAGAGCGCUGCAGCCCGUGCCGCCGAGGCUGAUCAGCACCUCAAGAUUCUCGAGGAAGAGCAAGACAAGCUCACUGGAGAGCUGCGAGCUUCUAAGGAGGAAGCCCGCUCUCAUGCGCAGCGAUUUAAAGAAGCACAGCGGGGGAUCCUCGACAUGCAGGAUCAGCUAGAGCGUAUGGAGAAAGAGGCCCUCCUUGAGCGACAGCGUCACGACGAGAUGAUGGAAAAGGUCGAGCGCCAGCGCGAGGUGGAGAAGCAUCUCGAUGCCGCUGCAGUGCGGCUCAAGGGCGCCGCGGCUUCAAAAUCAAUCACCGAACACCGACAGGGGAGCAAAAUCGUCGGCCACUUUGUGCGGGACCUGUUACAGGAUAAUGCAAAUCUGCAGCUGGGCAUUGCCGAGCUUAGAGAAAUGCUCAUUAGCUCCAAUGACGAGAUACAGUCGUUGAGGGAGCAGCUCAUGUUUCACCAGCCUCUGGCCGACGGCCCCAGCCCUGCCUCGACUCUCAAGUCAGAACUCGAGCCCUCCUUGUUUGAAAGUUCGAGGCCAUCGCAAGAGUUUCACAUUCACCACCACUACCAUGUUGCCAAACAAGAUGCCCGGAAGCCCAAGAAGAAGCGCCAGGGCUUGCUGCCCGGCAUUUUCACGCCUUCAGCCGCAAUCUCCAGCAGAUCGUCAUCUCCGGGCCCUGGGACUCCGCGACGCCUGGUAUCAUCUCCCACGCGCCCGGUUCUCUCCCACACCAGCGGCGAAAUAACACCCAUAACCGCCAGCUCUUCGGCCUGGCAAUAUUCCACCCCGUCCGAAAUGUCUUCCUCUCUUCCAACCUCCCCCCGCAUUUUCGACCAUAGUGGGACUGAGACAGAAUCCCUCAUGUCGCCCACUACAAGCUAUGAUCCCAUGUCUCCUACAUGGCGCGCUUCACAUAGAAAGCGCCCUUCUGCAGCUUCUUCCUGCAGCUUCCAGUCUCUGUCAAUCAUUGACAUUGAGCCCGGCACCGCCGGGGUCCAAACACAAAACCCUUACAGAUUUAGCAGCGGCAUCAUCCACGAGGAGGACGAAGAUGCACAGACCAGUGCACCUGCCACUGCGACAGACCAAGAUGCUCCCAAAGACGAACCAGAGGCGGAAGAGGAUGAUGCAAACGAAUCUACAAAUGUCGCCGCCACCGCCAUAUCAAUACCCGCGCUAAGCUCAGGGCUACGCCGUGUAGCAUCUCAUGAAUCAAUCAUGUCACUAUCGGGCGGUCUCGAUAUCCACACGCUUCAGAUUCGACCAAGCCAAAUGACUCUCCGCCCGCUCGGCGGAGCUGAUGCUGUCGUCACCGGUGUCUUUGCCCAGCCGACAAUGUCGACCAAAUACUCGAAGCGUAGCGAUGCCGCCUUGCGCGAUAACUUUGCCGGCUUUCAGAUGCCCAAGAGAAGCUCUACCCCGACGUCGGACAUGUCGGCUUCGUCCUCGCAAACAUCCCGGAACGGUGCUGGUGGCCUUGGCAAAUGGGUUGGAUGGCGACCAUGGGGAGGACCAGGAAACGACAGCCAAAGCUUGCCCAAGGGGGCAGAGAAAGCUCCGCCCAGAGUAACGAAUAGGGCCCCUGGUAUUAACCAACCCGGUGCAAUUCCUGGUUUCCAGGAGUACUGGAUAUCACAACAGCGGAAAGGGGCUACAUCCAGAGUAACGGCUGAGACCAUUAACCACAGCUCCUUGUCCGAAAGCUUGCGAGAU
This is a messenger RNA of Trichoderma virens Gv29-8, 2121 nucleotides long. RefSeq lists its product as uncharacterized. The record is from RefSeq and is a predicted model, not a curated record. The annotation marks the transcript as partial. Lineage: Eukaryota; Fungi; Ascomycota; Sordariomycetes; Hypocreales; Hypocreaceae. The transcript has 2 exons.